GUAUCGUUAGCAAUGGCUUUCCAUCCCCCGCACUCAGCAGACAAGGAGCAGAUCAUGGAUCCCUUGCAGCAAAAUCUGUUUUUUGAGGGAUUUCUGAGGAAAAGGAAAGACACCAUGAAAUUAACUUGGGCAAAAUACUGGUUCAAGCUUCAGAACACAACAUUGUAUUUCUACACCAAGAGAAACGCCGAACCCGCUUGUCUCCGUGGUCAAUAUCACAUGUAUUCUGCGCAGUCAGUGAGGCGCGUGGACACUCCAGAUGGAGACUUCACCUUUGAAAUAGUCAUGAAGAAUGGAAAGAAGAAAUUACUGAGUGCGGAGUCAGAUGAGCUGCGGGACGUGUGGAUACAGCUCCUGUGGAAAUCCAUGCAGCUUCCGGGCCCCAGCCGCUCCAGCUCCUCCUGCACCUGGUUUGACGUCCCGGAGCUCGUCCGCCGCGGUCACUCGGCUUCUCUUCCCUUCAGCUCUGAUCAGACUCUGAGCGACAGCGUCUCCGAAAAUCCACCAGGAUCGGUGCAACAAAGCGAAAGCUCCUUGUCUUUAGAUAACUCGAGUUUUCCAGCAUCGACCCGAUCGGUGCGAGACGUUCACAGCGGAAGUGACGGUGGUGCCAAUCCUGACUCCAACAUCUAUGAUUUUCCCAGACCUCACAUAUACCCUUCCACCCAACCUGCUGCGGCACCUGAUGCUGCUUCACCUGCGUCUCUUGUUCCCUCAUGGGGAGAUGGAACAAGAUCUUUAUUUCCUGGUGUGGAGCCGCAGCGCAUGUUGAUGACCGAUAUAAACGUCUACGACACUCCAGUCCCCAUGACCUCACAGAGGCUCGCAGGGCUGGACACAGCUGGAACAUCAGAUGCCUAGAAUUCUGGAUUACUGGAGAGAAUUACACAGAGGUCUGCUCCACCUGCACACCAGGCACAUAGGGUGCAGAUUUCAUGGCGGGGGUGUCAACUCUGAAGAUGUGAAGGGGCAGGACUGCAGCAGAGGACUGUGGUGUAUGGGGGGGCUACUAAGGUCUGCGGUGUAGAGGAGGGGGGCUGCAGAGGACUGCAGUGUAGAGGAGGGUG
Bufo gargarizans (Asiatic toad) is the source of this 1067-nucleotide messenger RNA. RefSeq lists its product as uncharacterized. The transcript has 10 exons. Bases 13 to 861 code for a protein of 282 amino acids. The record is from RefSeq and is a predicted model, not a curated record. Gene Ontology annotation, molecular function: GTPase activator activity. NCBI's taxonomy places the organism in Eukaryota, Metazoa, Chordata, Amphibia, Anura, Bufonidae.